AUGCGCAAUGAAAACGACACCCUACUGACCAAUUCACGAUGCCAGAACUCGUAUUCUGUGAUUCCCAGUUGGGGGAUAAUAAACAAUGAUGCAGGUAAAACAAUUGUGGACGAGGGUACCGUGGAGAAUAAAAAUAGUAAUCAAGCAGUAUCUGUGUUGACUGCUGGUAUACGAGCAAUUGCAUACCAAAUACAAAGUUUAUAUCUCAGAUCACCUGUCAAAUUAUUUCGUCCAUCCAGAUUUGAUUACAUGGCUUAUGUACGAGCUCUUGCCGAUAGGCACAACAAUAUCAACGACAAGCCUUACAAGUUUCGAACUCACUCUUCUAUUGGAAUGCUUUUUAGUGUACUAAGAAAAGAGGGAUGGAAAUUCAUACCAGAUCAAGUGAUGCCCCCUCUAAUUGCAAACUCAGCUACGGGAAUUAUCUUAUAUGCAACAUAUUUGAAUACAUUGGACCGUUUGACAUCAAAACGGGGAACGAAUCGGAACACUGAGUUCAAUUGGUACUCUCCAUUUGAUACAUGGCGUGCAGGAUUUGUUGCUGGAGCCAUUCAAUCUCUUGCUGCUGCCCCGGUUGAUGCGAUUUACACCAGACUGUCUGUAUCAGAAAUGAUUGAGGGAUCGCAUCAAAAUCUAUGGAAGUUUGGAAUCAAUAAAUUGAAAGAGAUUGGGUUAGUGGGGGUUUUUGCAGGAUACAGCUUUUCUCUAAUCAAGGAGAGUUUCGGCUUUGCAUUCUACUUUUCAACUUUCGAAACUAUCAAAACUCAGGGGUACAGUAUAACCUAUAAAAUCUUCAAAUUCUUUCGCGACCAGGAGGAAACGAUCAAAAGCAAGCUACAAUCGAUUUUCAACUGGGAUGAACUCAAGGUUGACGAGAAAAUGCAGAGAUUGGAGAGAUACAGACUGGAGAGGAUAUUAAAGACGUCAUUCAUCUUGAUUGCAGGAGCUUCGGCUGCCUUUGCAUUACUCGCGGUGCAAUAUCCAUUGACUAAAGUUCAAAAGAUACACUUGUCAAGGUUGGAAGCUUUGGAUAUUUACAAUGCGUCAACUAGAAGAGACAAACCGUUUAUCAAAUUAUACUACAAUUCAUAUAUUGACACGUUUAAUCAAGUACUAAGAAUGAAGCAGAGAGCAAAGGUUACUUGGUUUAAAGCUGCAUAUAGCGGAUUCAUCAGAAAUGCUGUCACGACAAUUCCCGCAACUUCGGUAGCCUUGCUAGUUUUUGAAAUCACAAGAACAAGACUAACUAGUAGCAUAGAUGAGUCUGAAAUGCUAGCACCUUAA
Lodderomyces orthopsilosis Co 90-125 is the source of this 1284-nucleotide messenger RNA. RefSeq lists its product as uncharacterized. The transcript has a single exon. The coding region runs from base 1 to 1284 and encodes 427 amino acids. NCBI's taxonomy places the organism in Eukaryota, Fungi, Ascomycota, Pichiomycetes, Serinales, Debaryomycetaceae. The record is from RefSeq and is a predicted model, not a curated record. Gene Ontology annotation, biological process: mitochondrial L-ornithine transmembrane transport. Gene Ontology annotation, molecular function: L-ornithine transmembrane transporter activity.